CCCUACCCUCCCCGCCUCCCCGCCUCCCCGCCUCUUCCCCGCCUCCUCCCCGCCACGACCAACACGACCAACACGACCAACCACGACCCAACACGACCAACACGACGACUAGCACGACCAACCACGACCCACGACCCACGACUAGUACGACCCACGACCACAAACACCCACAAGCAAGAUGAAAGUCCGCAUCACCUCAUACACCGCGACUGCCGUGUGGCGCUGGGACGUCCCGGAGGACGACGUGUGCGGCAUCUGCCGCGUGCAGUUUGACGGUACCUGUCCGAACUGUCGCUUCCCCGGCGAUGAAUGUCCGUUGCUCAAUGGCAAGUGUGGUCACUCGUUUCACUUGCAUUGUGUCAACGACUGGAUUCAGACUGAGGCCUCUAGGGGAUUGUGCCCCAUGUGCCGCCAGAAGUUCGAGUUCGAGGCGCAGUAAAUGGGGAGAUUGGAUUGCAAACGGAUGGGCGGGAUUUGGGAUGAUUUGAGGGUGGCUCAAGGAAUCACGAUGACUGAAGAAUACCAAUUUGCCUUUUACGCUCAGUGAUGAUUAUGGUGACUGUGAAUUGUAAUGUUACGUUAUGUGCUACUAAUGAGGGGACCGUAUGAAUUGUAAUGUAAUGCAUAC
Molecule: messenger RNA, 628 nt
Organism: Tricharina praecox
Lineage: Eukaryota; Fungi; Ascomycota; Pezizomycetes; Pezizales; Pyronemataceae
Product: anaphase-promoting complex subunit 11
Exons: 2
Coding region: 179-439 (86 amino acids)
Biological process (GO): protein ubiquitination; positive regulation of mitotic metaphase/anaphase transition; anaphase-promoting complex-dependent catabolic process
Cellular component (GO): nucleus; anaphase-promoting complex
Molecular function (GO): zinc ion binding; ubiquitin protein ligase activity; cullin family protein binding
Source: RefSeq, a predicted model, not a curated record